AACCAUGUUCAGGUUACUUUAUGCACAGCUUGUCCUCUUUACCUGCCCGGGUAGCCCUUGUUUUCACUUUUAUUCAUGGUCCGUCCCGGUAGGGUUGAAGUUUCCUCGCAGUCCGGUCCAGCACUGAAAACGAAUGGGGAUUGAAUUGCUUUGCCUCUGUUUCCUAUUUCUGCAAAGAAAUAACUGUGUGCAAGGGACCUGUUCUCAGGAAAGAGCAGUGACUUGUGAAGAUUGUCUGCUUUCCGGACCACACUGCGCUUGGUGUUUUCAAGAGAAUUACACAGACUCAUCUGGAAUUCAUGGGAGGUGUGAUACCCCAGAAAACCUUUUGUCAAAAGGAUGCCAGUUGAAUUUGAUUGAAUUUCCCAUUUCAGAAGUAGAAAUUCACAGAAACAAGCCCCUAACUGUAGCAACCCAGAAGAACAAUUCUGAUGUCACACAGAUUUCUCCUCAAAAAUUAACUCUCAGGCUGCGACCAGGACAUGAAGAAACAAUACAGAUCAAGGUUCGCCAAACUGAAGAUUAUCCGAUUGAUCUCUAUUACCUCAUGGAUCUUUCAGCCUCCAUGGAUGAUGAUCUGAAUACAAUCAAAGAACUGGGUUCAACUCUUUCCAAAGAAAUGUCAAAACUGACAAGCAACUUCAGACUGGGGUUUGGAUCUUUUGUUGAAAAACCAGUUUCACCAUUUAUCAAAACUACAGCUGAAGAAAUAAAGAACCCUUGCAGAAGUGUGCCAUAUGAGUGCUUACCCACCUUUGGAUAUAAACAUGUUUUGUCACUAACAAGCGAUGCUGAAAAAUUCAAUGAAAUUGUGAAAGGACAGCGAAUCUCUGCUAAUAUAGACACUCCAGAGGGAGGAUUCGAUGCAAUUAUGCAGGCAGCUGUUUGCAAGGAAAAAAUUGGAUGGAGGAAUGAUUCUCUACAUUUGCUGGUGUUCGUGAGCGAUGCUGAUUCCCAUUUUGGGAUGGACAGUAAACUGGCAGGGAUUGUUAUUCCUAAUGACGGGAACUGUCACUUGGACCACAAUAAUGAAUAUUCCAUGUCAACGGUUCUGGAGUAUCCCACAAUUGGACAAUUAAUUGACAAACUUGUGCAAAACAAUGUUUUAUUAAUUUUUGCUGUAACGAAUGAGCAAGUUCACAUAUAUGAGAACUAUGCAAAGCUUAUUCCUGGAGCUACUGUUGGACGACUACAGAAGGAUUCUGGAAAUAUUCUCCAGUUGAUCAUUGCUGCCUAUCAGGAGCUGAGGUCCGAGGUGGAGCUGGAGGUCCUGGGAGAGACAGAAGGGCUCAAUCUCUCUUUCACGGCCAUCUGUAACAACGGGACCCUUUUUCCACAUCAGAGGAAAUGCUCUCAUGUGAAAGUGGGAGAGACAGUCUCUUUCAACGUGACUGUAAGUCUCUCGUCUUGUGAAAAAUCCAGAAGGCAUAUUGUGAUAAAACCAGUGGGGCUCAGCGACACGCUGGAAAUGGAAAUUCAUCCCCAGUGCAGCUGUAACUGUCAGGCAAAGGCCGAGAUGAACAGCCCAAAAUGCAACAAAGGGAAAGGAUCGUUCGAGUGCGGGGUGUGCGUCUGCAGCCCGGGGUACGUGGGGCCGCACUGCGAAUGCGACGAGAGCUCCCUCGGUGCCAGCUCCUGCAAGGGCUCCGCAGAGCAGAGCUCCUGCAGCGGGAGAGGCGACUGCUACUGCGGGCACUGCGUCUGCCACCCGUCCCCGUACGGAAAGGUGUACGGACCACACUGCGAAUGCGAUGACUUCUCGUGUGUGAGACACAGAGGGCUCCAGUGUGGCGGCAAUGGUGACUGUGAUUGUGGGGAGUGCAUGUGCCACAGUGGAUGGACUGGUGAAUACUGUAAUUGCACAACCGACACCAGCGCCUGCAUUGCUGAGGACGGGACGCUGUGCAGUGGGAGAGGCGAAUGCGUCUGUGGGUCGUGCGCUUGCACCCAACCGGGGGCUUCAGGCCAAACCUGUGAAAAAUGCCCGCUCUGCGGUGACCCUUGCAGUUCCAGGCGGAGCUGUGUGGAAUGUCACUUGGCUUCCGAUGACAAGUCACCAGGAGAAUGCAGUGAAAAAUGCAAAUUGGUUGAUGCAACUGUCAGCAGUGCAGAGGAUUAUUCAGAGGAUAAAUCCAUUCCUUGCUCUUUUCAGGGGGAAAACGAAUGUAUAACUACAUUUCUACUGGCUAUGGAUGAACGGGGAAGGACAGUCAUUCAUAGCAUAGAACAGAAAGAUUGCCCACAGCUUCCAAAUAUCCCAAUGAUAAUGGUGGGUGUCACCCUUGCUAUCCUUCUCAUGGGCAUUGUUUUACUUUGUAUAUGGAAAGUGCUGGUGUCAGUUCAAGACAGAAAAGAGGUGGCCAAGUUUGAAGCAGAAAAAUCAAAAGUUAAAUGGCAAACGGAAACAAAUCCACUGUACAGAGGCUCAACAACCACUUUUAAAAAUGUAACUUACAAGAACCAAGAAAAGCAAAAAGGGGCCACAGCUGCAGAUUUCUAUUAGCACCCCCCGACACUACAAACUUAGUUUUACUGGCAGGAAAUCUAAAAGCACUUGUUUCUUCUCAGCUGAUUAUGUGAUGUUUGUUUGCACGUUGCAAUGGUAUAAUCAUUCUGUUAGGGAAAAUAUAUCUUUUGUUGGGAAAACUAUAGAUAACAUAUUAGUGGUAAAGGUUAAUAGACAUAUUAAAAAAACACUUUAAUAUUAAAGGACCCCCCCAUCUUAAAAGGGAAAAAAAAAGCACAAAUAUUUUUAAUUUUCUCAUUAAUACUGAGGAAUUAAAAUUAUCACAUGUAAGCCUAUUUUUGUGAAAUUAGCUAUAUACAAUGAGCUGUAUACUACUUUGUUCAUACACACAAUCCCAUAUAUUGGUGUUUAGGAAUGUAUUUGCACCAGUCUAUUUGGUGGGCUGGUUUAAAUUUAAAAGGUAAUUUUUUUCAUGAAUGCUGCUUAAACUACUGAGGUUAGAGGUUCCUCAUAUCACCUGUGUGACUGAAUAGUUUUUCAUCAGAAACAAGUAGUGGUUUUGCCUGUUUCGGUGUAUCUAAAGUAUACAGGAACAUCUCCUCUAAUUCUUCUUUCUUGUCCUGUUUCUUUCUUUCCUUGUCCUUGUUGCUGUUUGAUGUUCUUUAAGAACCCAGCCCCUGGGGUGAUCUCAGGGAAAGCUAAAUCAAGGCCUUAUUCACUUGCAGAGUUGUUUUCUGUUCCAGACAUAGACUGCUUUUUUUUUUUCCCCCCAAUAUUUGUAAAUUAGAGACCCCAGUAGAGAAACUUUAAACCAGAUGAUUAAUGGAACUCCAUUUCACCAUUUACAUCCUCAAAAUAAACCUCGCAUGCUGGAUCAUUACGUGAACUGUUGCAGGAGCCCUUUACAUGCGGGGAAAGUUCACACACAAAGACUCAGUAUCGUACACAAAGACAGUAUUCUUUUGUUGGUAUAUCCAAAAUUGUGAGGUUCUUUCAAUGCUCGGCAGCCAAACCACUUAUUCAUGUGUGAAAUAAUGUAUUCAGCUCUUCUGGCCCGUUGUUGUUGUUUUUUUCAAACUAAGCAACAAAUAGAUCUAUGGAUUCCACUUUAUAUGCAUUUCCAUGUUGUUAACGAGGAUUUUUAAAUCUCAGUUUUAGCUAGUUACUAAUGACUUGCCAUAAAUUCUGAAAUUGUAAUGCUGUUACCAUGCAUAGCACUAGGGAAAAAAACCCGCCCCAACAAAAUCAGCUAACAUGCUGGCAUAAAAAUUACAACAUUGGGCUAUUUUAAGCUAACAGUAAUGUACUUUACUUUUUAAUACCACUUUUCCUCUGCAUUUUUAGUACUCUGGAACAGAUGGUCAAAAUGUACAUAUGAAUAUACUUACAAAAGAAGACUUAGAAAUCACAGGUACAUCGACACAGUCACAGACCAACAAUGACGUACAUUCCCUAUGGUAAAUCAUAUAUUUGAUCUAAAAAGCUGUAAUAAAUAUUUACAAAGUCUGUGCAACUUCAGUCUCUAUAUCCUCUCCAGUUCCUGGAUGCGAGACUGAUUCAUUAGCUAGCUCUGCCCCAUGCCUGUUUUAGGGCCUGAUCCAAAGCCACCUGGAGUCAAUGGCUACAGAUGAGGAUCUAGUUUCAGUGAAACUAUUAGUUUUGGUUUACAAAGAUUGUUUUGUUUAAACAAACUGGUUAAUGCUGUCUAUUAGUGGAUUAGAACCUAUAGUAUAUCUUUCUGUGCAAAGAGAAACAGUAUCAGAUGCCUUUGGAAAGAAGGUGAUGCUGUAACCACGUAUUAAAUACAAAAUUAUUGCAGUGUGAAGGAAAUGAUGGCUGUCGUUAAACUGGAACAGAUUAAUUACAGGUUCACAUCUUCACUCUUCAGUAUUCCUGCAUUCCUGCAUAUCUCACAGUGGAAACUGCACAGACACAGCCUUGCAUCUGUGGCCCUUCCAACUACUGGAUUCCCACAGAUGUCAGUGCAGGUUACACGUGGGACCAAAUCCUGCUUCCCUGGCGCACGGAUAAACUCACGGGAGGCAAAGCUUGCCCCUGGAUUCUGUCUCGGAUUCCACUCGGGUCAGGAUUGCCUCAGGAACUAGGGACAUCUGGAUUUAGCCCAUGUAAAUUGUCUGUUACUCUUUUUCUUUUCAUGUAGAAGUCAUCAAAUGACAAACUUUUGCUGAAAGAAAUGAAAAUAUUUUUAUUACUUUUAGAGUAAUAAAAGUCUGUACUGUUUAUUAAAUACCUUUUAAGUUCUGUUUCUGAGAAGGCUGAUUCUGCUGCUCAAUAUUAGGGCUGAAAGCCCUUCUUCUGUAGGUCAUCCAUUUCAAUAUUGAAAUACACUUCAGUAUUCAAAUGUUAUUAACAAAGUGGCGUUCACAUUUCAUAUCAAACACGUGGUGGUCUACAUUCCCUGUUCCUACAGGAGAUUUCAUUUCACAAAGCUACUCGCUCUCUUCCCAUCACUUGCAUCUUCUGAUCAUCAGCAAAGAUCCAAUUCGGUACGUAGAGAAUGUUUACAGUCCAAUUACUCCUCCUAGCAAUCUCUCUCCAAACUAUCAAAGAUGUACAAAAAAUCAGGCAGUACGUUUUGCAGUUUCCCUGCUGUGACUGACUGUGCUAGAAAUGUUGUGUGCACCUUCAAAAUUGUCAGGGUGGAAAUCACUCAAAGAAUUGUGAAUUCAUCAGUAGAGAGAAAAUAGAAGGGCUUAGCGAGGAAGGUCUCUAUUAUUGAGGGAUAUCAAAGAACUAGGCUCAUUCAUACGAGCCAUCCUUUUAACAGCAUUAAUUUAGAUCAUAAAUUUUGACUAACUCUCCAGAUUUCAAGAACUUUCAAGAUCUUACUUGGCAUUCACCCUAGAAACAAGAGUGGUGUUCAUCUUUUUUUAUUAACUAUCUUAUUUCUGUCUUGUAGCAUUUGUAUCAAAGUUCAUCUUUUUUUUUUCUCUCCAGCAAAUUAUAAGUGGGUUUGUGUGUGGUGAGUGGGAUGAAAAAGUCUUUCUGCUGUUUUCAUGAAUAUUGUUUUGACCUGAGGCUGGACCUUGAGAGAGGCCAAAACAUUUUUUAAUAGUAAUACUUCUAUUCACUGAAGAGUUAAACUGAAUAAAAGAAUAAUCAUUAGCAAUUUUACGGUAUUUGUGUAUCUUUUACACCCUGUAGAAUCGUAAUUUCAGUAAUGUAUGUUAAAUGGAUAUUUUUUCAUUUGAUUUAUAAAAGUUGCAUAUUACUCUGUAUUGUGUAUGCCCAGAUUGCAUUCAGCUUUGGUUUGUAGUAUCGCUCGUGGGUAAUGAGUCUGGGAUACAACACUUGGCUGUCCAGUGCAAUGCUCUCCAUGUCUUCUCUGCCUUUAUACAGAAGUUCAAGUUUGCCUGCAGUGGGCAUGAGGGAGUUGUUGCCCCAAAACACUCAGGACACACAAUCUAAAAGUCAAAAGAGACAAUUUUUAUCUUAGUCUAUUUGAAAGAAAGAGGUAAAUGCCUCACCAUGUUUAUGUAAAAAAGGAGUUAUUUAACCUUGAAUAAAGAUUGUAAAACGGAA
Molecule: messenger RNA, 6010 nt
Organism: Grus americana (Whooping crane)
Lineage: Eukaryota; Metazoa; Chordata; Aves; Gruiformes; Gruidae
Gene: ITGB6
Product: integrin subunit beta 6
Exons: 16
Coding region: 134-2503 (789 amino acids)
Biological process (GO): integrin-mediated signaling pathway; cell-matrix adhesion; cell migration
Cellular component (GO): integrin alphav-beta6 complex; cell surface; focal adhesion
Molecular function (GO): integrin binding
Source: RefSeq, a predicted model, not a curated record